Vollenhovia emeryi is the source of this 1837-nucleotide messenger RNA. RefSeq names its product major royal jelly protein 1 (gene yellow-g). NCBI's taxonomy places the organism in Eukaryota, Metazoa, Arthropoda, Insecta, Hymenoptera, Formicidae. Gene Ontology annotation, cellular component: extracellular region. The record is from RefSeq and is a predicted model, not a curated record. Bases 51 to 1274 code for a protein of 407 amino acids. The transcript has 4 exons.
AAUUUCAGUUGAUUCACAGUCGGCGUAUAUAUAAGUAUAAAGCAGUAUAAAUGAUUCGCACAUUCCAAAAUUUCCGCCCAACUGAUUGCACGGGAAAUCUUAACACCGAGACAUUACUACAAGGCGUGAUAAGAAACGAGCGCAGGAUGAAGACGAGCGCUCUGUGCCUGGUGAUACUGGCGAGUGGCUUAUCGUUGGUGGCGAGCGACAAGCAGUUGCUGCCGGAGUUGUCGUUCGUGUUGUCGGGUCACAGCUUGGAUUGGCCGUGUCAAAGCACGAAGAACAUCUACGCGACGAGCGGACGUUACAUCCCCAGGCAUGUGAUUGCCACGAGAGCGCAGGUCUACAGGGACGAUGUGAUAGUAGCGAUGCCGCGCUACAAGCCGGGUGUGCCGUUCACCCUGGCCGUCAUGUCGCUCAAGACGAAGGACUGCAUGCCGAAGGUGACACCGUUCCCCUGCUGGGCGAUCCAGGAAGAGGGCAACUGCGAAGCGCUGCAGAACGUGGUGGACCUAGUUCUAGACAUCCAAGAGAUCCUGUGGGUAUUGGACGUUGGUAUCGUAAACACUUUGGAGCAACCGGUGCGCAGAUGUCCCCCGAAAGUCGUCGGAAUUGACGUCAAAUCUGGAAAGGUCGUAAAGGUGAUUGAUGUAAACUUCUUGGUGAAGCCGACGUCUCGUCUGCAAUAUCUGUCGGUCGACUACGCGGACGACGGUCAGGUGUAUGUGUACAUAACCGAUGCCGGCAGCAACUGCCUCAUCGUUUACAAUGUAACCGCGGGAAAAGGAUAUCACGUGGUCCUUCCGAACGCUGUUACCCUCGGUGUCCAAAGCAGAGACGUGCUCUACUCGACGCUGGUGAAGAAGAGCUGCGGCACGCCGGUGUUGUAUUUGACUUACCUGGGAUCCAACAGGCUCUUUUCGAUCAAGGCCGAGAACCUGAGACGUGGCGUCACUCAAGGAGCGAUCGUGGAUGUCGGGCCGAAGCAACGCAAGAUCGUUCUUCUCGGAAACGAUAAUGGUUGCGCCAUUUUCUUCAGACACAAGGGCGAAUCCGAUAUCUACAUGUGGAACACUGAGACGCCCUUCAAACCGGAGAACUUCCUUCUGGUGCAACAGGGCAACGACUGCCGACUGCCGACCCAAGUGGUUCCUGGUUACAAGAGACUCAUGUGGGUGAUCGAGAGCAACUUCCAGGAUUAUAUACAGGACAAAGUGAGCUGCUCGGGCCCCUCCGUGGCCAUUCAUCCCUUGGUCAAGUCUUGCGAUGACUAGGAUUCACUCGUUAAGAUAGGAAUAUAGGAAUUGAAAUGGGCAAUUUCAGAAAGCACUAUUUCAAUGGACACGUGAAAGUAAUGUUGAAUGGAACGGCAAUGGAGAUACGACGAUUAGCGUAAGGUACAUAUAAGUUUAAGAAAAUUUCCAUAUAUGAUUCCUACUUGUACAAAUCGAACGAAUAUUGUCUUGGCGGUAAAAACGUUAGCAAAACAGAAAAUUAUUUUGUCGCUGAUCUAGUCAUGUAUCCUCGUAGACAGCAAGUUUAAUCUGCGAAUGUUAUAUCAAUCAGUGUAAGCGCUGAAACACUGGUUUCAGUUGCAUAGAUAAUUAGCGAAUAUACAAUGUGUAUAAUUGACUGUGACCAGGGAUUUGCGUUUCCAAGGUCGCGAUAUUUGGACGAGUUGACCAGUGUAAAGAAUUACUUGUCGAUGGUUAAUAUACCAGCACAUAGCCGGCACAUAACUGCCAAUUUCCAAGGCAAAAUUUUAAAACCUUGCGAUUAUUCACCUGCUCAACGAUCUAAAGAAAGUGAUUUAUUAACGAAAUAAAAAUAAUACCUG